Messenger RNA from Saimiri boliviensis boliviensis (Bolivian squirrel monkey), 1976 nucleotides. It is a transcript of the gene RPUSD1, whose product is annotated as RNA pseudouridine synthase domain containing 1. Gene Ontology annotation, molecular function: RNA binding; pseudouridine synthase activity. Gene Ontology annotation, biological process: enzyme-directed rRNA pseudouridine synthesis. NCBI's taxonomy places the organism in Eukaryota, Metazoa, Chordata, Mammalia, Primates, Cebidae. The record is from RefSeq and is a predicted model, not a curated record.
CGGGGCAGGGCGGGGGCGCUGCCAGGCGUCCGGAGCGGCGGUUCCAGGAUCCCUGGGUAGCUAGCGCGCGGGCGCGGGGCUGGAGCCGGCGCCCGGCACGGCAUCGGGGGCUUGGACGGCGCGGCCCCGCAGCAGGCCUGCCAUGGAGCCGGGCAGCGUGGAGAACCUGUCCAUCGUGUACCGCAGCCGCGAUUUCCUGGUGGUGAACAAGCACUGGGACCUUCGCAUUGACAGCAAGACGUGGCGGGAGACCCUGACCCUGCAGAAGCAGCUGCGGCACCGCUUCCCGGAGCUGGCCGACCCUGGCACCUGCUAUGGAUUCAGGUUCUGCCACCAGCUGGACUUCUCCACCAGCGGGGCGCUGUGUGUCGCCCUGAACAAGGCAGCCGCCGGCAGCGCAUACAGGUGCUUCAAGGAGCGGCGGGUGACCAAGGCUUACCUGGCACUGCUUCGGGGGCACAUCCAAGAGAGCCGGGUGACCAUCAGCCAUGCCAUCGGCAGGAACAGCACAGAAGGCCGGGCCCACACCAUGUGCAUUGAGGGCACGCAGGGUUGUGAGAACCCAAAGCCAAGCCUGACGGAGCUGGUGGUUCUGGAGCACGGGCUGUACGCAGGCGAUCCCGUCUCCAAAGUACUGCUGAAGCCACUCACAGGUCGGACGCACCAGCUGCGUGUACACUGCAGCGCUCUGGGACACCCUGUGGUGGGAGACCUGACCUAUGGGGAGCCCUCGGGCCGGGAGGACCGGCCGUUCCGAAUGAUGCUGCACGCCUUCUACCUUCGCAUUCCCACGGAUGGCGAGUGUGUGGAGGCCUGCACGCCCGACCCCUUCCUGCCCUCCCUGGACCCCUGCUGGAGCCCCGACACCCUGCUGCAGCCGCUGGACCAGCUGGUGCAGGCCUUACGGGCCACCCCUGACCCUGACCCCGAGGAUGGGGCCCCUGGACCCGGCCGGCCCCCGCCACCCCCCACCAAGCCCCCUGAGACCGAAACACAGCGAGCCUCCUGCCUGCAGUGGCUGUCGGAGUGGACGUUGGAGCCAGACAGCUGAGAGCUGUGGGGCCGGGGCGGGGAUGGGGGUUGGGCCAGCAAGCAUAUGGUCACCGGCUCUGGGGCCUGGAGGUGCCAGGGAACUCGGGGCCAGCUGAGCUGCCCCAGCCAGGACUGCGGGGAAGGACUGAGGAGGGGCCAGCAGGGGGCGCCAGGCAUCCCUGGUCGCCGGCAAAGAGGGCACUGAGACUGCGGGGCUGAUGGGGAAUCCGAGGGCCUCCCUCCCCACGUGCCCCAGGAGAAACCCCAAGGCUGCUGCCACCUCCUGGAACAGCUUCCAGCUCCCAAGCUUCACCCCCGGGGUAUCUGUUUUAUCGACUCAAGGUCACUCCCAUAAGAGGAAGUGCCUGGUUUAGGGCUAGCCUUUGCCUCCAGUUGGGCCCCUCCUGGGCCCAGUCAGCUGCUGGCCCCAACCUACCCACUGGAGGGGCUGGGAAGGGCCUUUCUGGUCUCACCUGGCCUGGGAGACCCUGCGUCCUGAAGGUCCCUGCGUCCUGAAGGCACUGCCCCUCACCGCUCUGUGCAGAACCUCUCACCCUCAGCCGCCGCCUCCUGAAACCCAACGCUCCCCGCUGGGCCGGGGUCUGCAGGCCCGGCUGCAUGUGCCUUGGCCUCACUGUACCCGUGGCUCCCCCUCCUCCGCCCGGAUUCUGAGCUUAGGGUGGUGUUUGCUGCACAGGUGUUGGUCGGGGGGCCAUGGCCGAGGCCCUGCGGCACACGCCUGUCCUUACAUCCACCAUGAGCACUGCCCCUGCUGCAGGGUCUCCCAGGCCCCAGCUGCUGUCCCUGCCACGUCAACGCCUGCCUGGCUCCCACUCUGCCUCCGUGGGCCUGCCAGGUCCCACCUUUUCUGUACCCCAUGCUCAGCCCCAGUUCCUGGCUGCAGUGGGGUUCUAGGAACUCCAAAUAAAUGCUCAGUGACUGGC